Molecule: messenger RNA, 924 nt
Organism: Penicillium cinerascens
Lineage: Eukaryota; Fungi; Ascomycota; Eurotiomycetes; Eurotiales; Aspergillaceae
Exons: 3
Coding region: 1-924 (307 amino acids)
Biological process (GO): mitotic cytokinesis; actomyosin structure organization
Cellular component (GO): cytoplasm; myosin II complex
Molecular function (GO): cytoskeletal motor regulator activity; myosin heavy chain binding; calcium ion binding
Source: RefSeq, a predicted model, not a curated record
AUGGGAGACUCCAACCUCAACCCCCACACCAUGUCAAGCAAUCCUACUUUCAAACCGUCCCCUCUAUCGUUUGGGUCCCCGAGGCCAUCGCCCUUCCGGCGGCCCUCGACACCGAACUCCCCACCCACCAAUCGGCCUGGCACGCCUGGAAGCUCUCCAAGCAGAAGUGGCUAUACACCGAUGGUAUCACCCAGCAAGCUCAAUCAGUCGUAUACCGCCGCCGAGGAUAAUUCCGUAUCCCCGAGGUCCGAUCCCAUCCCGCAGCCCAAGUUCACCAGAGAGCUGCCUCCCUCCCCGACUAAAGGCGCACGUUCGCCCGGACAUUCAUCACCGAUUGUGGGAAACCGCUCGAGUGGGAUGGGGGGUGCCGGUACUGAUGCUGCUGCAAAACUUCCGCCCAAUGUGGCGCGGGAGAUCCGAGAGGCAUUCCAGGUUCUCGAUCGCGACAACGAUGGUUUAGUCAACAAGGAUGACGUUGCAGAUGUGCUUAUGAACCUAGGCCAAGAUUCCUCGCCGUCAACACUAUCGCGCUUCUUCCCAUCGAGUUCUAGCCAAACCAUCAACUUCCCGACGUUCUUGAACACAUUGUCCGAAUUGAUGGCACCCAUGUCUUCUUCUCAAGACUUAAUUAAUGCGUUGGCCGCGUUUGAUGACGACGAUAAUGGCCAGAUCGAUGCGGCUGAACUACGUGAUGCGCUUUUACACACAGUCCCCGAGGAUGGAGGGAGACCAUUGACAGAACAACAGAUCGACGAAGUCUUCAGCGGCUUUACAGGGCGGCGGGCAUUCGGUGGUCGGGCAGCGAAGACCGGAGGUGCAGCCAAGAGAGGCGAGGUGUUUCAAUAUCACGACUUCGUCCGCAGUGUUGUUGGUGGAGAGAACGGAAAUAGUGGUCAGCGCGAGCCAGGAACUGCCCGGGUUUGA